Molecule: messenger RNA, 1170 nt
Organism: Trametes versicolor FP-101664 SS1
Lineage: Eukaryota; Fungi; Basidiomycota; Agaricomycetes; Polyporales; Polyporaceae
Exons: 1
Coding region: 1-1170 (389 amino acids)
Source: RefSeq, a predicted model, not a curated record
AUGCCCCACCUCACGCACCUCCGGAUCGAGUCCGACCAAUACUUCUCAAGCACUGGCGAACGUACCCGCUCCCCCGAGCCGUACACGUACACUCUUCGUGCUGCCACACUCCCAGUGCUGCACACCUUGAUGUUGCGGAACACCCUCGUCACCUUGGACACGCCGCUGUGUCGCCACCUGCGCUUCCUCCACCUCGGACACCAGGAGAAAUAUCCGUCUUGCCUACCCCUGGGUCGAUUCCUCAAUAUGCUGGACGCCGCCGAGGCACUGGAGGAGCUCUAUGUAGAGAACUACAUCGAAGUCUCCGCCCCAGCAGGUCCCCACCCUCUGCCGGUAGUGUCCUUGGAGGGCCGCCCGCGGCUCAAGCGCAUUCGGUUGGGCGACUCGCCACGCAUCGUGUCGAAGAUCCUUUCCCACCUAAUCAUUCCCCGGCACACCAGCAUCGCGGCUGUUGGGUACGUCGAUGAACACCCAGAGUUCGGUGCCUUCCGCUCCAUUCUCCGCAACAAGACGGACAACCUUCAAAUUUUGCGCACCACCGCAGAAAUCAGGAUUCGCGACGCCGACACGGACACUGACGAGCGCAGCCGUGUCAUCUCUGCAAUCACUCAAUAUGGAGACCAGGGCGCCGCCUUCGACGUGGAGGUGCAGCGCAUUCCUUCCAGACGCUCCGACCCCACCUGGGAGCGCGACGGAAGGCUGCUUCAUUCCAUGGUCGAGGCCCUCAGCCUCUACCAGGGCUUCCCAGUGUAUACCCUCAAGGUCACCGGUAAUCUGGGGCGUGUGACGGAGAAGAUGUGGGCCGCCGCGUUCGACCACUUCCCCGACUUGGAGACUAUCGAAGUCGAAGACAUUCAGACGGAGCGCACGGAUUCUAUAUACGCCAUCAUCGCGGCGCUCGGAUCCCGGUCGUCCACACGCACCGGAGUGGUCUGCCCCCGGCUCAAGAGCCUCAGCUUCAAAGGCCCAAUGUACGGCAUCCAACUAACGGCGGUGGUCUUUGGCUGUGUCACGCAGCGCACAAAGCAUGGAGCGCUGCGGAUUAGCAAGCUGAAGAUUGAUGUUACGGCUGAUAUAGCUUGGAAUUCAGCUACGGAGUCGCUUUGUCGCCAGGUGCUGGGCGAUUUUGCUGCCGUCGUCAACUUCACUGUGGCGCACGCACACAACUAG